Acanthopagrus latus (yellowfin seabream) is the source of this 1024-nucleotide messenger RNA. RefSeq names its product SET domain and mariner transposase fusion gene (gene setmar). Lineage: Eukaryota; Metazoa; Chordata; Actinopteri; Spariformes; Sparidae. The record is from RefSeq and is a predicted model, not a curated record. Bases 86 to 985 code for a protein of 299 amino acids. The transcript is spliced from 2 exons. Gene Ontology annotation, molecular function: zinc ion binding; histone H3K9 methyltransferase activity; protein binding. Gene Ontology annotation, cellular component: nucleus.
CGCUUCCCGGCUUGACGUUUCUGGGUUUUUUUCGCAGCUUCUCUGUUGCUGGUAGGAACUUCAGUGGACGGACUUUACCUCGGAUAUGAAUGAAGACACGCGACUUGUGGAUUUGAGCACCGGGCUAGAAAGUGUUCCCGUGUUGACUGAGAGGAGUUCAGGUGCUCGGACAGCUCCCACAUUCCAGUAUUCCCCAGAAAAUAUCCAGGGGCCAGGAUGCACUGUUGACCCCUCUGAGGUCACCCUUCCUGGAUGCUCCUGCCUCUCCCACUCCUGCCUCACAGAGAGCUGCUCCUGCCUGCAGACACAUGGGCGGGCGUACGACACCACCGGCACGCUGCUGAACCUCAGCAGGACAGAAUCUGGUUACAGCUCACCUGUGUUUGAGUGCAACGCCCUCUGCACCUGCAGCGAUGCCUGCACUAACCGUGUGGUGCAGACGGGGCCGAGAGUCAGACUGGAGGUUUACAGCACCGAGAACAGGGGGUGGGGAGUCCGGACACUGGAGCCAAUCCCCCACGGGAUGUUUGUGUGCGAGUAUGCAGGAGAGGUGAUCAGUUUUGAGGAGGCUAGACGCAGACAGCUCGCCCAAAGGUCUGAGGACAAUAACUACAUCAUUGCCGUACGGGAGCACGGGGGCGGGGGCUCCGUCACCGAGACGUUUGUGGACCCCGCCGUGGUCGGAAACGUAGGCCGCUUUCUCAACCACUCCUGCCAGCCCAACCUGUACAUGCAGCCGGUCCGUGUGCACUCGGUGGUCCCCAGGCUGGCGCUGUUUGCUGGACGGGACAUUGAUGCACAAGAAGAGCUGACGUUCGAUUACUCAGGAGGAUACAGUAACCACCCUCCUGCAGAGCUGCCGUCCACUCAACGUGACGCUGCCGUAAAGGCCAGUAGGACAGAAGGACUCCAGAGGAAAGAGUGCCUCUGUGGUGCCAGCAACUGUGCUCAGUUCCUGCCCCUGGAUUUAUCUAUUCUCAACUGAAUGUUUGUUUGAUUUAAAUAAAACCUUUGGUAAAGCCUG